AUGGCGACCACCGAGGAAAAACAGCCUCCGCACGCGGUCAACUCGCCAGAGCACUCAUUGACUGACACCAACUCAAAUGAGCUCCCUGCCUCGUGGAAAUACAGACGCUUCACCGUUCUCGGUUUCAAGCUGCCAUGGUUCGCGUCACCACCCGUCCAGCUCGUCAUUGUCUCCUUCGUCUGCUUCAUGUGCCCAGGCAUGUUCAAUGCUCUGAACGGCAUGGGUGGUGGCGGCCAACUUGACCCGACUGCCAACAACCGGGCCAACACGGCUUUGUACUCGACCUUUGCUGUUGUCGGCUUCUUUGCCGGCACCUUUACCAACAAGCUUGGCAUUCGCACUGCUCUGUCUUUUGGAGGCGUCGGAUACUCCAUCUACGUUGCCUCGUACCUGUGUUAUAACCACACGCAGAAUCUGGGCUUCACUACCUUUGCCGGUGCACUUCUCGGUGUAUGCGCUGGUCUGCUAUGGUGUGCACAAGGAGCCAUCAUGAUGUCGUACCCGCCAGAGGAUUCCAAGGGUCGCUACAUUUCGUGGUUCUGGAUGAUCUUCAACCUUGGCGCUGUUAUCGGCAGUUUGAUUCCGUUGGGUCAGAACAUCAACACCAAGACUGCGGGCACAGUUAACGACGGCACCUACGUCGGCUUCCUUGUCCUCACGAUCCUCGGUGCUGCUCUCUCAUGGACCCUCGUCGACGCAAAGGACGUCAUCCGCGAUGAUGGAUCCAAGGUCAUUGUCAUGAAGCACCCGUCGUGGAAGUCGGAAAUCGUUGGUCUCUACCAAACCUUCUUCACCGACCCGUACAUCAUCCUUCUUUUCCCCAUGUUCCUGGCAUCCAACUGGUUCUACACCUACCACUUCACCGAGAUCAACGCUGCAUACUUCAACGUCCGCACCCGAGCGCUCAACGGCGUCGUCUACUACAUCAUGCAGAUCGUUGGUGCCUACGUCUUUGGUUACGCGCUCGACAUUAAGGGUGUCCGCCGAACCACUCGCGCUAAGGCUGCGUGGGGUGUGCUUUUCGCCACUAUCAUGAUUAUCUGGGGCUUUGGAUACAUGUUUCAGAAGACCUACGACCGCGCCUGGGCAGAGGACGAGACAAACGAGAAGAAGGACUGGUCUGACGCAGGUUACGCCGGCCCCUUUGUCCUCUACAUGUUCUACGGAUUUUCCGAUGCCGCCUGGCAAACAUCAGUCUACUGGUUCAUGGGUGCUCUGACCAACAACAGCCGCAAGCUCGCCAACUUCGCUGGUUUCUACAAGGGUAUCCAGUCCGCUGGAGGUGCCAUCACAUGGCGUUUGGACGACACCAAGAUUCCCUUCAUGACCAUGUUUGCUAGCAACUGGGGACUUCUCGCGGGCAGUCUGGUUGUUGCUCUACCUGUCAUUCUCUGGAAGGUUGAGGACACUGUUGCGAUUGAGAAGGACAUCGCUUUCACUGACGAGACAGUGGCGGAAGUCGCCCCCAAGGCGGUUGUUCACUCAACGCCUGGUGACGCCGAGAAGGUCUAG
Messenger RNA from Alternaria ventricosa, 1512 nucleotides. RefSeq lists its product as uncharacterized. The record is from RefSeq and is a predicted model, not a curated record. Gene Ontology annotation, molecular function: transmembrane transporter activity. The transcript has 4 exons. Gene Ontology annotation, biological process: transmembrane transport. Bases 1 to 1512 code for a protein of 503 amino acids. NCBI's taxonomy places the organism in Eukaryota, Fungi, Ascomycota, Dothideomycetes, Pleosporales, Pleosporaceae.